CAUUCUAUAAGAAAAAGAAAUAUAUUUAGUGAAUUUAAACAGUUUUUGCAGUCAAAAACGAGUGUUAUAUUUUAAAAUACUGUGUCUGUGGAGCCAACUAAUAAACAAUUCACACACUGGUUCCAUUUAUAUGACUAAGCCAGCAAUUAGCUGAAAAACAACAGUUGAAGAAAACCGGUGAUUUUAAGCCUUUUCAAGCAUUUUUAAAUCAUGGGUCCAAAUGGACUCGCUAACACCACAGGUGUAAACGGCUUUCUAACACAAUACAAGGGUUCAAUGAUUUAGUUCAUGUUUCUGUUUUAACCUGCAUCCUGUUGGCUUCAGCUCUCUGCUUUUAUUCUUUAUUCAGGUUGAAGAGCUGCAGCUUGUCAGAGAUCAGCUGUUCUUCUCUGGGCUCAGCUCUGAUGUCCAACCCGUCCCAUCUGACAGAACUGGACCUGAGUCACAACCACCUGUGUGGUUCUGUAGUGAAGGAUCUCUGUGGUUUCCUGGAGAGUCCAGACUGUAGACUGGAGGUUCUGAGGUUGAAGAGCUGCAGCUUGUCAGAGAUCAGCUGUUCUUCUCUGGGCUCAGCUCUGAUGUCCAACCCGUCCCAUCUGACAGAACUGGACCUGAGUCACAACCACCUGUGUGGUUCUGUAGUGAAGGAUCUCUGUGGUUUCCUGGAGAGUCCAGACUGUAGACUGGAGGUUCUGAGGUUGAAGAGCUGCAGCUUGUCAGAGAUCAGCUUUUCUUCUCUGGGCUCAGCUCUGAUGUCCAACCCGUCCCAUCUGACAGAACUGGACCUGAGCGAUAACCCCAUGUCUGGUUCUGUAGUGAAGGAUCUCUGUGGUUUCCUGGAGAGUCCAGACUGUAGACUGGAGGUUCUGAGGUUGGUGAAAGGUGGGUUGUCAGAGAUCAGCUGGUCUUCUCUGGGCUCAGCUCUGAAGUCCAACCCGUCCCAUCUGACAAAACUGGACCUGAGAGGGAAUGACCUGAAGGCUCCAGAUUUUAAACAGCUGCUGGGUCUUGUGGAGAGUCCAGACUACAAGCUGCAGACUCUGAGGUGGGAGUCAUGAUGACCUUUGACCCUUUGACCAGGAGAGAAGAUGAGCUGAGUCCUGAUGGUCCUCAGAGGCUGAAGCAGCAGUUUGUGUAGAAAGAGACUCAGACUGGAUCAUGAUGAUGAAUGUUUUAUUUUUCUGGAUUUUAGAGCAACAUCUUCUGCUUCUGUGUUUUUAUCUCUGGGAGAAAACUUUAAAUGAUCAAUAAUUUCAAUGUAAAACUUGAACGACAACAAUAAGAGCAGCUCCAUGGGAGCUUCUUCAGGAAGGAACUGAGACUUUUUUCAUCCAUUUCCUGUGAACUGGUGAUCUGUUGAUGUUAAAACAGAAAAGCUGUUAGAUGUUUUCUGUCUUUUAUCUCCAAAUCCAGAUUGGAUCUUCUAGCUUUUCUGUUUACGCUGAAUCUCUGUUAGAUGAACAUCAGGUGUAGCGUCCAGCAAUGGUCAGUUUAGGUACAGCCUGACCUUUCACCAUCCAUUCAACAUCUGGUCAGAAAGGAGACACAACAUUGCUUGUGUUCCUUUUAAAUGAGUCUGGCUUCACACCAGCUGGCAUUCACAGACUCCGCUAGUCUGAAAGAUAAACAAUAACUUUCUUUCCCCAAGGUCCCUCCCAUCUGUCUGCCUCCAGAAGAAAGAAGAUCCAGCUCAAAUCAGUUGCUAAAUUCAACAAUGAUUUAAUAAAUCAAUAUGAACUUCUUCCAAGACUUAUGAUCUAGAUAAUCAUUAAAUAAACGUUUGUUUAAUGCUACUUAUAAUCAUUAUAUUAUAGUGAAAUGCUUCAUUAAUUUGUGCUCAAUAAUUGAAGGGAAAUGAGUGUUGUCUACUAAGACUGCCAUGUGUUCAACAUGUUUAGACGACAGGUCCUCACACCUGCACUCGCACAUAACAAGUACGGCUAAGUUAAACCCUGACACACAUAGUAUUAACCCAGUCAGAACAUUCUAUAUCAAAGAAGAAGUGUUUCUGAGUUGUCUUGGUAAAACAUCUCCAAACUUGUCAGCCUCUGAUUGGCUGUGCAAAUAUUAACAGCUAAACCUUAAAACUAGAGCAUUCUGAGAGAUUCGACAGUUCUAGAGAAUCGCUCAGUCCGGCCAUCUGUAGCAAAACCUCUUUAACCAUCAAAGAUUUUGACACGUCGUCAAAACCUUUUUGCACCUGCAAAGCUGAUGAGCAAACAGUUCGACUCCUUAAGAGUUCCAUCCUGACUGUUGUGACCCGAGACAUCUCUGGACUGAAGAGUCGGUACCACGGUAUUCUACAGCCCUCCGGUGCCAGCGGUCAGCCGACCCCUGUGCCUUUCGGAUCCACCAAGAGGGUCUCUAUGAAACGGGUAAAGUAGACAUGACAGAUUGCGUCUGAAUGUUCUUCUGAUGAUAACAACUUUAUAGCUUAGAGCAAACCAAAUUCUUUUCACCAGAACUCAGCUUAUUUUGAUAAGGAAGCUCUGACUGACAUCUCAUUUACACAUAGGUUCCUUCAGCACGUUUAGUUACAUGCACUCACAGUAAAUGCUUAGGUGAUUAGACAUGUUUUCAUUGUUUGUCAAAUAAAUUUUUACUUUUAUAAA
This is a messenger RNA of Nothobranchius furzeri (turquoise killifish), 2612 nucleotides long. NCBI's taxonomy places the organism in Eukaryota, Metazoa, Chordata, Actinopteri, Cyprinodontiformes, Nothobranchiidae. The record is from RefSeq and is a predicted model, not a curated record.